Messenger RNA from Papaver somniferum (opium poppy), 1447 nucleotides. RefSeq names its product spermidine synthase 1-like. The record is from RefSeq and is a predicted model, not a curated record. The transcript has 8 exons. Gene Ontology annotation, cellular component: cytosol. Lineage: Eukaryota; Viridiplantae; Streptophyta; Magnoliopsida; Ranunculales; Papaveraceae. Bases 180 to 1118 code for a protein of 312 amino acids. Gene Ontology annotation, molecular function: spermidine synthase activity. Gene Ontology annotation, biological process: spermidine biosynthetic process.
UUUUUUAAGUAUGAAAUCAUCAUGAUAUUCUCCCUUCAACUACUAUUAUUGUGAACAGUAAGAUUUGGUAUAAAAGCUAGAAGAUCUUCCUUUUGCUUGGGUUCAUUUGGUACUAAUAGAAUUUGGCCUAAAAUCUUUCAUCAUACACCAAUUCAGAAAAAGAAGAAGAAAUAAAACCCAUGGCUGAACAAAAUUCAGUUUCUGAUUCUUCCGCAUCUAAUGGUAUAUCAUCUGUGAUCCCAGGAUGGUUUUCAGAGAUGAGUCCAAUGUGGCCAGGGGAGGCUCACUCAUUGAAGGUGGAAAAAAUUCUGUUGCAGCAAAAGUCUCAAUACCAAAACGUUAUGGUAUUUGAGUCGGCAACAUAUGGAAAGGUUCUUGUCUUGGACGGGGUGAUUCAGGUCACCGAAAGGGACGAGUGUGCGUAUCAGGAAAUGAUCACUCACUUGCCACUUGGAUCCAUUCCAAACCCUAAGAAGGUAUUGGUUAUUGGAGGAGGAGAUGGUGGUGUUCUUAGGGAAGUCUCUCGUUACUCUUCUGUUGAACAAAUUGAUAUAUGUGAAAUUGAUGGGAUGGUUGUUGAUGUUUCUAAGCAAUUCUUCCCUGCUUUAGCAGUUGGGUUUGAAGAUCCUCGUGUCAAUGUACACAUUGGAGAUGGAGUUGCAUUUUUGAAGGCUGUACCUGAGGGUACUUACGAUGCCGUCAUAGUGGAUUCCUCUGACCCAAUUGGACCUGCACAAGAACUCUUUGAGAAACCCUUCUUUGCAUCAGUUGCAAAAGCUCUUCGCCCUGGAGGAGUUGUGUGUACCCAGGCGGAAAGUAUUUGGCUUCACAUGCAUAUUAUCGAAGAUAUUGUCUCAAACUGCCGUCAAAUAUUCAAAGGCUCCGUCAACUAUGCUUGGACCACAGUUCCAACUUACCCAAGUGGGGUGAUUGGAUUCAUGCUCUGCUCUACCGAGGGACCAGCAGUAGAUUUUAAGCAUCCCGUGAACCCCAUAGAUGAAAAUGGAACACACAGCAAAGCAAAGGGACCUUUGAAGUUCUAUAACCCCGAGAUCCAUACCGCAUCAUUCUGUUUGCCAUCUUUCGCAAAGAAGAUUAUUGAUUCCAAAUCUAAAUGAGAAAGGCUUUCAGGUCAUAGCAAUUUGAUUUAGGUUUUUAUAAUAUACUUCGCAAAGUAUCCUCAACAUUUUGUUAGGUACAUGUGAUGUUGGAACCGGCGAAUAAAAAGUUCAAUGUUCGAACUGGUUUUCUCUUUCAGUGUCAGUAGUCUUUUACAGAGCACAGUUGAAGUUCAUGGCGGAAUUUAAGAUACUUUUUAUUUUAUUGUUAAGACCUCUCUGGUUGUAUUUGAGAUGCCUUUUCUUUUUUAGUUCAGACCUCUCUUGUUGUAUUUGAGAUUGGUGCUUAAUAAACUUCAAGUGUACCAAAUUUUAUGACCUUUUGCCGA